UAUUUGAAAGGACCGGAAGUGCCCCCGGAGGAGUCCCGGGAGCUGGAUUUAAAAGGAGGCGGCGCGUCAGGGAUGGCGACCAAGCGGCUGGCCGGGCAGCUUGGAUUGAUUAGGAGAAAAUCAAUUGCACCAGCAAAUGGGAAUCUAGGAAGAAGCAAAUCCAAGCAGUUGUAUGACUACUUAAUUGUCAUUGAUUUUGAGUCUACAUGCUGGAAUGAUGGGAAGCACCAUAAUAGCCAGGAAAUAAUUGAAUUUCCAGCAGUCUUGCUAAACACAUCAACUGGAAGGAUUGAAUCCGAAUUUCAUGCUUAUGUUCAGCCCCAAGAACAUCCAGUUCUUUCUGAAUUUUGCAUGGAAUUGACAGGCAUAAAGCAGGCUCAAGUUGAUGAUGGAGCGCCUCUGAAAAUUUGUUUAUCUCAAUUCUGUAAGUGGAUCAAUACGAUUCAACAACAGAAGAAAAUUACAUUUGCGACUGGAGUUUCUGAACCUUCUGCUUCUGAAGUAAAAUUAUGUGCAUUUGUUACUUGGUCAGACUGGGACUUAGGAGUUUGCCUAGAGUAUGAGUGUAAAAGAAAGCAACUUUUAAAACCUUUGUUUUUAAAUUAUUGGAUUGAUCUCAGAGCAACUUACAAGCUUUUCUACAGGAGAAAACCAAAAGGACUAAGUGGUGCCUUGCAAGAAGUGGGAAUAGAAUUCUCAGGAAGGGAACAUUCUGGGUUAGAUGAUUCCCGGAAUACUGCUCUUCUUGCUUGGAAAAUGAUCAGGGAUGGCUGUCUAAUGAAAAUUACAAGGACCAUCCAUAAGGUUCCUACUAAGAAGAAUUCCAACAUUUCGGCCAGAAAUGUCAAUAUAAAUCAAGUUGAAGAAACAUCUACUUACAACAUUUGCACCCAUGGUCCUAGCAUAUAUGAAAAGAAUCCUAAAAUUACAAUAAAUGUCCAUGAAAAAGAUCAAAUAAGCUCAGUUUGUGUGAAUUCCCAUAUAAAGGCACAGAAGGAUCAAUUACAAGUAAAGAGUGAUAUAAAAGCAGGUCUUCAAAAUGCCAAAAGUUGCUUACCUCUUUGUGAUACUAAACCCUCUACUUCUUUGGGACAAUUACUAUCUCCUACCUUGAAUUCACCUCUCUACAUACAGAAACAAAGAAAAAGUGUCCAUUUUGCAUUUAAUGCCAAAUCUAACUCUUCCACAUUGGGACCUGAAUUGAUACGUGUUGCCACUACCAUUCCAUCGGUUGUUAAUCAUGUUUCUGAUAAGGAAAUUAGUUCUGCUCUUGACUGUUUACCUAUGUUGGUUGAUUGGGAAGAUGCAAUUUUACUGCCUGCAUCUCAGCCUGAGCAAAAUAAAGAUUGUACGCCUCCUAUUGAUGAUACAAACUUAGACAUUUUAUUUAAUUCUGGAGAAAGACUGGUGGAUUUAAAUGAAUCAGAAAUGUUAAGUCAUGAAAACUUUAGAGACAGUAAAGAACCUCCUGAAAAAAUUGAGACCUCUAAGUCUGUUGUGUAUAAGAGCCUUCACACUACCAUUUAUAACGUAAAAGAAUCCAAACAUUUAGAUUCAGAUGUUUCUGCCUUUAAAUUACCUGAACACAAAUCAUGUGCCUUCAGUAAUGUUAAUGCCAGUGUAUCGAACCCGAUGGUUUUGAGAAAACAUGCUCUUGUUUUAGAUAGUACUAAAAGGAACUCAUCUAGUUCCCCAGCUUUCCCACCAGCAAAAAAACAGACUUUCACUAUUCAUGAAGAAAAAUCUAUGUCAUCUGAUAGCUCCCCCAUAAGGAGUCCUUCCUGGAACAUUCUCCCCUCUAUAUUAACAUCUACAGUUAAUGUAAAAGAGCCUUGGAAGAGUACAAAAAUGACACCUCCCUUAUGCAAGUGUGGCCGAAGAUCUAAGAGACUUGUUGUUUCUAAUAAUGGACCAAACCAUGGAAAAGUCUUCUAUUGUUGCCCUAUUGGAAAACACCAAGAAAACAGAAAGUGUUGUGGUUAUUUUAAAUGGGAACAAGCACUUCAAAAGGAAAGAGCCAACAGCAUUGUUCUAUCUCAUUCCACAGGGGAACUCACUUUUCACUCUCCAGAAACAAGACAUACACAUGACAGAAAUUUAAGUUUUUCUACUAAAAAUUCUUUGAAACUCAGGCCUUCAAUGAGAAAUUGACAAAAUUUCUUUACAUCUGAAGUAUGUUUUUACUUUUCAUAUAAAUUCUAUUUGACUUUUCGCAUAGGAAAGAUAAAAAGUAUAGGGUUAUAAGAUAGCAUAUCUGAGCUCUAUACACACAUACUAACUAAAAAGAGAAAAUAACUGUCAGAACUUUUCCCUUCACCAAAUUAUUUACCAAUUGUCUUCUGUUUAUAUGUGUGUGAAUCCUAAUUGUUCCUUAAAUUCCAAAACAUGAGUAUCCUAAUACCUUGUAUAAUUUUAUUUAUAUUUUAUUAUACUUGUUUUAAAGAACUACAAAUAAAUAUUUCUGUAAACUGUAUUUAUUAAGUUAAGUAUAAUUAAGCAAUAGUAGUACAUGAUACCUUUUCUAGUUAACCUUGAAACAAAUUUUAAAUUUUUUGAAUGAAAAUUUGAUGAAUAAAAACCCUAUUUUCAGGAAUACACUGAGAAUUAU
Molecule: messenger RNA, 2608 nt
Organism: Dipodomys ordii (Ord's kangaroo rat)
Lineage: Eukaryota; Metazoa; Chordata; Mammalia; Rodentia; Heteromyidae
Gene: Eri2
Product: ERI1 exoribonuclease family member 2
Exons: 9
Coding region: 73-2151 (692 amino acids)
Biological process (GO): exonucleolytic trimming to generate mature 3'-end of 5.8S rRNA from tricistronic rRNA transcript (SSU-rRNA, 5.8S rRNA, LSU-rRNA)
Molecular function (GO): nucleic acid binding; 3'-5'-RNA exonuclease activity; zinc ion binding
Source: RefSeq, a predicted model, not a curated record